AUGCUCCAACUCCGAUUCUUACAAGCGUCUCUCUCUCCAAAACCCCACCUAACUUUUCCUCUCAUCUCUUCUUCUGGGUCAUUGAGAAUAUCACAAACAAAGCUCAGAUCGCAAAUGGGGUCUUACACGACGUCGUCUCAACAACCCUCAAAGCUGCUGUUCCGUCAGCUCUUCGAGAAGGAGUCCUCUACCUAUACUUACCUUCUUGCCAAUGCUUCUCACCCAGAAAAACCCGCCCUGUUGGUUGACCCUGUAGAUAAGACAGUAGACAGAGAUCUUGCUCUUGUUAAAGAUCUGGGCUUGAAGCUUAUAUAUGCGAUAAACACCCAUGUACAUGCAGACCAUGUAACUGGGACUGGCCUAAUUAAGACUAAAGUUCCUGGUGUGAAAUCUAUCAUUUCCAAAGCAAGUGACGCAAAAGCUGAUCUUGUGGUUGAACCUGGUGAUAAAAUCUGCUUUGGUGAUCUUUUUCUGGUGGUUCGUGCUACCCCUGGUCAUACAUUAGGUUGUGUUACUUAUGUUACAGGAGAUGGACCAAGUCGGCCUCAGCCAAGGAUGGCUUUCACGGGUGAUGCUCUAUUAAUACGCGGAUGUGGGAGGACAGACUUCCAGAUGAAGUGUAUCAUCGAUAUUGUCUGGGAACUGGUUUCUCAUGACAUAUCCUGUUCUGGUGUUGCAUGUUGUGUGGAAGUUCACAGCAACUAUAUAAGUCAGGUGCAUUCACAGAUCUUUACUUUACCCAAGGACACAUUGGUGUAUCCUGCUCAUGACUACAAAGGUUUCACUGUUAGUACUGUGGGAGAGGAGAUGCUUUUUAAUGCUCGCUUGACAAAAGAUGAGGAGGCAUUCAAGAACAUCAUGGCAAGUAAGUAA
This is a messenger RNA of Ilex paraguariensis (yerba mate), 873 nucleotides long. Lineage: Eukaryota; Viridiplantae; Streptophyta; Magnoliopsida; Aquifoliales; Aquifoliaceae. The record is from the annotation of a GenBank genome assembly.